Molecule: messenger RNA, 3690 nt
Organism: Amoebophrya sp. A120
Lineage: Eukaryota; Dinophyceae; Syndiniales; Amoebophryaceae
Source: the annotation of a GenBank genome assembly
GGUCGUCUUCCUCCAAGUCCGCGGACCGCAAAGCUCUCUCGGCCGAGGGCGAAGCGGGAGGAGAGACUAUUGAAGGCGAGCCAGAGUUGAUCUCGAGCGAGAGCCAGCAGGAGGACGAUCAGGAAUCCCUGUCCGCGGAAGUACGCGGCACCACAGAAGCGGACGACACGCUGGAAGAACCCGGUACUAGAAACCGUUCCAGUGCAUCAAAGUUCAAGGCCAGUAAAAGUGGUUCCAUGCUGCUUGACAUAGACAUGGGCAACGAAGAGUCUUUAUCUCUUGUGAAAGUAAAGCGGGAGAGGAGCAAAGAGAAGUCGUCCGCUGAGGAUCUGGUGAAAGAAUCCCAACAACUCCGGCGCGGCUUGCCUGCGCGUUUGCUGCAGCGGUGGUCGAACCGCAGCUGGCUCAGAUUUCUUUUCAUCGACAGUACACCGAAGCCGGAAGUUUUGAGACAAAAAGCACUACUUGAUGCCAUCGCGGUGAGCUCAGGCACAGGGACAGCAGGCGACCGAGACGCCGCGCCGCAAUCCGACCAGCACUUUUCGACAGCCAAAAUUGAAGGCCUCUUCACCAUGCGCAGUGCUAGCCGCGAUGAGAAAUUGAUGCAGGCUUCCAAGCGCACGGUCGGCGAGAGAUUUCAGCGGGGGAUCCAGAUUUUCGUGCGCUUCGCACCCGAAAUCGAGUCGGACUACCAGGCAUUUCACUUUCGCACCUUGCGCAAGCACCACGCGGUGUUCAUCGUGCUCCUCUGGCUCGCCUACGGCGCAACCGUCACCGCCGCCGCGAUGCUGCACGACCUACCUUCGUCUAUCUCGCUGUUCUACAUCCUUGUUUUUGUCGCACUGUGCACCGGCUUCACGCUGUUUGUCGAAUGCGUUUUGCUUCCGCAGGAGGUUACCGGCGAGAGGUACGGCGACGUGGUUUUCUUUUUCGGCAGCUUUCUUUUCCUCUUCCACAUCGGGAUCAGCUACGAAGCGCUGCAGUACUGGUUCAGUGAAGACAGUUGGGACGUGCCGAUCGAACGCGCGACCGGCUCUAUUGGCGUUCAAGCCAUCGCGAUGAUCUGCCUGGCGUUCUACAUCCCCAUUUCGCCGCCGGUUUUCGGGCUGUUGGUUUUUUUCCUUUCGCCCUGCUACGUGUUGGUCAACGGCCUGGCAGCGGACUCGUACAAGAACCAAACAAAGAGCGAAGUGUGGUCUUCGGUUGUCUACCAGGCUGCGCAGCUCCUCUUCGUCGGGUUGACGUUACUCGGCGGGCUAACGUUAAAGGAUUUACACCAGCGGAGGCGCUUCGCAGAGCAGAGGGUCACGAAGGAGGUCGUGCAGCGGUUGCAGCGCUUAACGGCGGAAAAGAAACGGGGUGUUUUUGCGUCACGACAAGUGUCGAACUCAUUGGCGGAUGUGCGCGUCACGAGGAAGGUACCGCUCUGGACGGUUCCGCUAGAAGAAGUCGCGGGGCAGCUGAAGGACCUGCUAACCAUUUUGCAAGUUCUGCACCAGAAUCCCAUGUGGCAGCGCCUACUCAGCACAUGCUUGACCAGAUUGCGCGAAAUCAUAGAGAGCAUAAAUAGAGCGCAGGGAUCAUUGGUCCAGGUCGACUACAACAGCGCGGACCUUGUGCUAACACCACCGACGAUGCAGCCCUGGUGCCCGCCGUUCCUUGCCGAGGUUGCGCAGAACACUAGUACAACUCCCUCGCAAACAGCAAAUGAGAGAACGACAUCUACAGGCGUCGAUAACGCGAGCAACAGACUCACGAUUACAACUACAGAGAGCGCCACUGGUGCACCACUGACAGACUUGCCGCCGCGCCGAGUAGCCCGUCCUCUGCUUCUGUGCCGAUUGUUCGAUCCGGAUCCGGUUUCGCGCAUUCCGAGUGAAUUUCUGUACGCCACGGAGUCGUCACUAUUGCGAAAACGUUUCGCAGAGGCCGAGAGGCUUUUGGCGCUUCACAAGCCCCCAGGUGACUCUGGGUCCGGAUCUACCUCCCCAAUCGCGCAGUGGUGGGCGGCAUCGCCGUCGCAGCAGGGUGCACGCUCCAGUUCUUCGCUAUCGCCACUGCAUCGGGGCGACAGGUGGCAGAAGGACGGCGCUGCAUUUCUGGCCAGGUAUGUUUUGAUGGCGCUUCUAGAACCGCCAGCGCCGGGGAACUACUUGUCGCAGGCGACACUGGAGCCGCCUGACCAGGUCACAACUUCGUUCGGAGCACGGCUGGUGACCGCAUGUCUAGACCGAGCGGAGUGGGUGCCGGUGGAAUUUUUGCACAUCCUCAGUACCGGGAGGCCCUCUGGUACUGAUGCGUCGGAAAAAGCGCCGGAUCAGCCUCCGUUACCAUCCACGCCUGCUAGCAGGGGAACUUCCGGCCAGGACAACGCGUCACCGAGCUCUUUCCAGGUUCGCAGCGCUGUCUGCAGCACCCUCUGCUUGUUGUACGAAGCGGAUCUCUGGGCUAGGCUUUCCGACCUGUUCCGCAUGGCAGUUUUACUUGCAGUCGCGAUAGAAAACGGCAGCGCGUCAGUGUCUUCUACCGACAGCGGCAGUCCAUUCGCUUCCACUUUCGCGUUGAUUCAAGGUAGUACCUUCAUGCAGGAAAAAGGCACGCACCCGACCGCUCCACCAUCACCACACAGAGGAAGCGCCGCUCAGGCCCAGCUGCAGGUACCUGCGCCAGCCCCCUCCCCUGCUGCGUCGUCCUCCAGUUUUUCGAAAAACUUUCUCAGUCCGGGUGAUGCCUGGAGUAUGUGCUUGCUCGUGGACGACCUUCGUCAGGACGCGCUUGCAUCCCGGAAAUCCUUUUUUUCAGAUCACGUCAACGUCGACUCCUCCACGGAGUAUUCAUUCGUGGUUCACGUGAAGCACGUGUUGCGAGUUUCUCGCUACUCCUGGGUGUUCCACCAACGAUUUCUGGCGCACGAGGCAAAGGCGAGGGAUUUUUUUCUCGAGCACUACGACAGCCUGGCGAUUCGCGGGAUGCUGGACUCCAGCUCUGCGAUAGUUGCUGACGCCUAUCACCGGUCGUCAACUUCGGUAGCGUCGGUCGCCAGUGGUCUGAUGUCGAAUCUGCAGGGAAGCACGCCCGGCGUUUUCUCUUCCGAGUCUGCCGCUGUGAUCCCACGGGCGGUGAUGGAAACCGGACUCCGUGCCAUCACGCCACCCCACCUCGGCGGCAUACUGUCGCAGCAGGAUGGUAGCAAUUAUCAGGCAUCGACGAGGAGUGAAUCGAAUUCGAAAGAAAUGGUCGCCGCUGGUGGUACAAAGAGUAGCAGUCCUUCAUCCUCGAAAAACGCGUCUCCAACUUCCGCUUCGGCAUCGAAAGGUAGACCUGUCCCCGACCCUCUUGAACUCCACGAGGGCACUGGACCCGUCGGACCAAAAACGAUUGAAGGGUUUGAGAGUUUGCGUGCAUGCUGGGCACUGUACGCCGCAGAAAUGUCCGCUUUGAUGGAGCAUAUUGUCUUACCAGCCGUACGCUCUGUCUUUGCUACGUGCUCCGUGCAAAUGCGCGAAGAGUCCGCUAUUUACAUCGCUGCCAGAGCAAAUUUUGGUCAUUGGCAGGAUCUCGUUUCUCGCCAUACAGAAGCACUGCACCAGACAUUUUUUGAUCCAUCCAUGUCAAUGUUGCAAGCCAAGGGUGUUGCCCCCGCGUCACCAAAUGCUAAAUCAUUGCUCGCAACAUCAACAUGACGAUAAU